UAUCUUGACCAGGAAGUGACGGGGAGUGACUUUUCCUCUGUGAGUGACUGAGAAAACUUCUUGAGCGUCAGGUCAGCGACGCCCGUCUUCAUCGCGAACGGUCAACAUUUACCUCAGAAACUUCAUCUUCAUCAACAGCACCGGGUCGUUUACAGCAGCUGUCAGUCAUACAGUUCUUCACAGUUGCCGAGCAGUGCGGUCAACAGGAUGAGUUCUGACGGAGGCGGGGGGAAGCCGGUGAAGGUGGGCUCUCUGGUGGAGGUCAUUGGAAAGGGGCAGCGUGGCACUGUGGCUUAUAUCGGCGCCACCCUGUUCGCCUCAGGCAAAUGGGUGGGUGUCAUUCUGGAUGAGCCUAAGGGGAAGAACGAUGGGACGGUGCAGGGAAAACGCUACUUCACAUGUGAGGAGAAUCGUGGGAUAUUUGUCAGACAGUCCCAGAUUCAACUUAUUGAUGAUGGAGGCAGUUCAGCCACUUCUCCAGAAACACCUGACUCGAGUGUGUCUAAACUGCCCAAGAAAGAGAUCCAGGAGACGCCGAAGGCCAUUAAGCAGACUCCAACAGCUAAGAAGCCUGCUACACGUCGUAGUACCAAGACCGGCCGUCCAUCUGUUGGUUCUGGGUUUGCAGAAUCGACUCUGGUGGAAACUGAAUCCACUGCACUGGGGUCUCCUGUUGUACCACAGGCCAGCGGCAGCUCCAGUACUCCACAAACUACAACCCAGAGCAAAGAAGAAGAGUCUCUUCGAGCUCAGGUGAAGGAUCUGGAAGAGAAGCUGGAGACUCUGCGGAUGAAACGUUCAGAGGAUAAAAUCAAGCUGAAGGAGAUGGAGAAACACAAGAUCCAGAUGGAGCAGCUACAGGAGUGGAAGAUCAAGAUGCAGGAGCAACAAAAUGACUUACAGAAGCAGCUUAAGGAGGCUAAAAAGGAGGCCCGUGAGGCUCUGGAGGCUAAAGAUCGAUACAUGGAGGAGAUGGCAGAUACCGCCGACGCCAUCGAGAUGGCCACACUGGACAAAGAAAUGGCAGAGGAGAGAGCAGAGUCGCUCCAACAGGAGGUGGAGAGUCUGAAGGAAAAGGUGGAGGAGCUGACCAUGGACCUGGAGAUCCUGAAGCAUGAGAUCGAGGAGAAGGGAUCAGACGGAGCCGCGUCCAGUUAUCAACUUAAACAGCUGGAGGAGCAGAACGCUCGUCUGAAAGAAGCUCUGGUCAGAAUGAGAGAUUUGUCCUCGUCGGAGAAACAGGAGCACAUUAAGCUUCAGAAACAGAUGGAGAAGAAGAAUUCAGAGCUGGAGACACUGAGAGCACAGAAAGAGAAACUACAGGAGGAGAUGAAGCAGGCAGAAGCCACCAUAGAUGAACUCAAAGAGCAGGUGGACGCUGCUCUGGGAGCUGAGGAGAUGGUAGAGACGCUGACAGAGAGAAAUCUGGACCUGGAGGAGAAAGUGAGAGAGCUCAGAGAGACUGUCAGUGAUCUGGAAGCUAUAAAUGAGAUGAAUGAUGAGCUACAGGAGAACUCACGCGAGACGGAGUUGGAACUGCGUGAACAGCUGGACCUGGCAGGGGCCCGAGUCCGAGAAGCCCAAAAAAGAGUCGAGGCGGCCCAAGAGACGGUCGCUGACUAUCAGCAAACCAUCACCAAAUACAGAGAGCUCACCACUCAACUUCAGGAAGUGAAUCGAGAGUUGACCAAUCAGCAGAGCAGCACUGUGGAAGAGCAGCAGCCCGUGGCCGAGCUCUUUGACUUUAAAAUCAAAUUUGCUGAGACCAAAGCUUAUGCAAAGGCCAUCGAGAUGGAGCUCCGUAAGAUGGAGGUGACUCAAGCCAACCGGCAAGUGGCUCUGCUGACAUCAUUCAUGCCCGAGUCGUUCCUGAGACAUGGAGGAGAUCAUGACUGCAUCCUUGUGUUGCUUCUGAUACCCAGACUCAUAUGCAAGGCUGAGCUGAUCGGUAAACAGGUUCAAGAGAAGUUUGAUCUGAACGGUUCUUCAGGAGAACGCGCCGGACUCCGCGGGCCGGCCGGAGAACAGCUGAGUUUUGCGUCUGGUCUGGUUUAUUCUCUAAACCUGCUGCAGGCCACGCUGCACAAAUACCAACUAGCUUUGAGUCAGUGUAAUGUAGAGGUGUAUAAGCGGAUGGGGACGCUGUACUCAGAGAUGAGCGUUCAUGAGCGUUCUCUAGACUUCCUCAUAGAUCUGCUUCAUAAAGAUCAGCUCGAUGAGACCGUUCAAGUGGAGACGCUCACUAAAGCCAUUAAAUACUACCAGCAACUUUACACUGUUCAUCUCUCUGAACAACCUGAAGACUGCACAAUACAACUGUCUGAUCAUAUCAAGUUUACCCAGAGUGCUCUCGAAUGUAUGGGAGCGGAGGUCGGGCGUCUGCGGGCGUUUCUGCAGGCAGGACAGGAAGGGGCGGAGCUUUCUGUGCUGUUGAAGGACCUGGACACUUCCUGUGGAGACAUUCGACAAUUCUGCAAGAAGAUCCGCAGGAGGAUGCCAGGAACCGAUGCACCGGGUAUACCGGCAGCUCUCGUCUUUUCUGAUCAGGUGAGCGAGACGCUGAUGGACUGUAGGAAGCAGCUGACGCGUGUGGUUGCGGUUCUGCAGGAAGUUGCGGCCGCUUGUGCUCAGAUGAUCGCACCUCUGGCAGAACCUGAGGGACUGAACGCACUUAAAGUCGAAGAUGUGACGUUUAAAGUGGUGGAGCAGGUGUAUGGGUCUCAUGGUCUGAAUCCAUACGAGUGUCUCCGUCAGUCCUGUACUGCUGUCAUAACAACCAUGAAUAAGAUGGCAACAGCAAUGCAGGAGGGAGAAUAUGAUACAGAAAAACCUCAGCGAGCGUGCCCUCCAGUGGAAAUCCGUGCAGCUGCAGUGAGAGCUGAGAUGACAGAUGCUGAGGGUUUGGGAAAUAAACUAGAAGAUCGUGAAACUGUCAUCAAAGAACUGAAAAAAUCCCUUAAAAUCAAGGGAGAAGAGCUGAGUGAAGCAAACGUUCGUCUGAGUUUGUUGGAGAAAAAGCUGGACACAUCAACUAAAGACGCAGAUGAACGCGUGGAGAAGAUCCAGACCAAACUAGACGAUGCUCUCUCUCUGCUUAAAAAGAAAGAGAAAGAGUUUGAGGAAACGAUGGAUGCGCUGCAGGCAGAUAUAGAUCAGCUAGAAUCUGAGAAGGCAGAGUUAAAACAAAGGAUCAGCAACCAAUCACGGGCCGCAGAGGGUUUGCGUGGACCUCAAGCUUCUGGCAUCGCCUCUAUCGUCACAGCAACGGGAGCAGGAGCAGGAGGAACAUCUGGAGCUCUGUCUGCAGGUUCAGUUCAGGUGGUGGAUUCUCCUCUUCUCAAACAGCAGAUCGACGUCCAGCGACUCGCUAUUAAACAUCUGAAGAGUGAAAACUACAGACUCAAGGCUGAGAAGAUGCGCGAGCAGCUGGCGUCUCUGCCGCCCCUGAAGGUUGCUCGUAUGACGGGGAUGAAGGAGGGAGUCAUACCUGAAGGCCUUUCAGGAUCGUUGUACCGUAAGACGGAUCUUCUGCUAAACAACCUGCUGAAGAUGAGUGCUGGAGUCAAAGUGGUGGACAUCACCGGCAAAACACCAGCGAGUGCGAGUGCUCAGCUAUUGGAGCAGACGGCCAGACUGAAUUCUCUGAACGAGACCCUGGAUAAAGUGAGGGCUGAAGUGUCGCAGCACGUCGUCUCUCAGCAGCCUGGCGCUCGUGUGCCGUCUGAUUUCGCCUCGUUCCCGGCCACUUCUUUCCUCAAGGCCAAAGACGAGCAGAGGAGCGGCGGCUCCGUGCUGGUCGGGAGAGUGGCGAUUCCCUGUUCCCGCGGUAACGAGCAGAGACACUGCCUCGUCCUAUCACAGCAGCAGCUGCAGCACGUGCACCGCCUCCUUAUGACGUAAACGCUCGCUCAUCACAGAGCCAAUCAGAUGCUCACUUCCACAAUUCCACAGUUUCACUCAGGAAACAGAUCAGAUCUUUUACUGCCAAAGACAACGUGUUUAGUUCAGAGCUGCUUGUCUUUUCAUAAUCUAAAGACUUCUUGCUAAUUCUCAUCUGUCAGACAGGAGUCAAUAUGAUCAGAUUUCUCACAGUAAAACCACACAAGUGUUUAGAGGAUUAAGAGUAUGAAUGACGUCUCUAUUAAAUAAGAUAUCCAGCGUACGGGUUUGGAUGAAGUGAGGGGGUAAACAACAACCAAAACAUCCUAAACUCUUCCUUUAAAAUGAUCACACCUGAGGAUUAAUUCAGCACUUGGUUAAAUCUGAACGAACGCUUAAAAUACUUUUACAAAUAUUUCUGCUCUUGUGUUUAGUUUGACACUAAUCAUAUACAAAUCUUUUGUUCUUGAGGCAGCAACAUUUCUUCAUUCUUAUGCAAUUUCUUAAAAAUAAACAUUUGAUUUGGUGAAAGAGCUCAACUUAAGAUGGUUUUGGCUUUUAGGCAGGUUAAAUGUGCUUGCUUUAGGGAAAUAUUUAGAAAUCAGUUUAGCUGUUAAGAAUUAAACAAUCAUCUUCAUCAAUAAUUCAUUUACUGUAUUAAAAUCAAAACCCAUCAAGACAUCCUUAACUAUUAACAACAUGACUUAAAGUUUCUUUAUAAACAUUGCAAAAAAAUAACUUUCUUACUUAGUAUUUUUGUUUUGUUUUCAGUACAAAUAUUUAAAAAUUCAAAAAUCAAGAUGCAUUUUCCUGAUGAGCAAAAUGACCUAAGAAAAUAGUCUAUUUUUAGAAUAAAAAAAUACAAUUUAAGUGAAUUUGUGCAUAAGACAAGCAAACAACAAAUCUUGAACUUUUUCCUUCAACACCUAAUUCAAGAAAAAAUCUUAUUCCAUUAGCAAAUACUUUUGCUUGUUUUAAGCACAGAUGCACUUAAAUUUAAUCUUAAAACUAGACUUUUUUUUCUUAGGCCAUAAUGCUCAUUAGAAUUAAAAUGCCAGCUUUUUUUAUAUUUGUACUGAAAACAAGACAAAAAUAUGAAGUAAGAAGUCAUUUUUUGCAGUGGACUUAAACAUUUAUUGAGGCUGUUUGUUUCAGAGUUUUUCAUGUCAGAUUACAGCACAAAUAAACUGUUUUCAGUCAGUA
Molecule: messenger RNA, 5082 nt
Organism: Paramisgurnus dabryanus
Lineage: Eukaryota; Metazoa; Chordata; Actinopteri; Cypriniformes; Cobitidae
Gene: dctn1a
Product: dynactin 1a
Biological process (GO): nuclear migration; establishment of mitotic spindle orientation
Cellular component (GO): kinetochore; axon; microtubule associated complex
Source: RefSeq, a predicted model, not a curated record